Molecule: messenger RNA, 4230 nt
Organism: Heteronotia binoei (common prickly gecko)
Lineage: Eukaryota; Metazoa; Chordata; Lepidosauria; Squamata; Gekkonidae
Gene: JMY
Product: junction mediating and regulatory protein, p53 cofactor
Exons: 11
Coding region: 45-2864 (939 amino acids)
Biological process (GO): intrinsic apoptotic signaling pathway by p53 class mediator; Arp2/3 complex-mediated actin nucleation; 'de novo' actin filament nucleation
Cellular component (GO): cytoplasm; nucleus
Molecular function (GO): transcription coactivator activity; Arp2/3 complex binding; actin binding
Source: RefSeq, a predicted model, not a curated record
CCGACGGGAGCGGCUGCGGCGGUUGAGGGGAGCGCCGCGUCACCAUGAGCACCUUCGCCUUGGAGGAGACGCUGGAGGCCGACUGGGUGGCGGUGAGGCCUCACGCCUUCCACGAGCGGGAGAAGCACAAGUUCGUCUUCAUCGUGGCCUGGAAUGAGAUCGAAGGCAAGUUCGCCAUCACCUGCCACAACCGGACGGCGCAGAGGCAGCGCAGCGGCUCCCGGGAGCUCCGCCGCGGCGGCAGCAGCACCAGCAGCCCCGGCAGCAGCCCCGGCGGCGGAGCCGAGCAGCGGCCCUCCAAGGCCGGCGGGAGCCCCACUGUGCGCCGGAGCCCGGCCUGGAGCGCCGAGCAAGGCCAAGCCAGGAGCUCGCCGGUUUCUCCGGCCCGGGCAGACUCGUUGCUGCGAAGCCCCGGCGGCCCGGCUCGGGCCAGGAGCAGUUCGGCCCGCAGGUCUCCGCUCGCUCCGGAGGGGCCGCUCAGCCUGGCGGCCUGCGGGACCGAGGAGCUGGAGGUGCUGGAGCUGGGCAAGGACGAGCCUGCGGGAGGCGCCGCCGCCGCCGCCACUCUUCUGCUGCCCUCCCCGCCCGCCGAGCCGUUGGCUGGGGCCUCUGCGGAGACCGAGGCGCCGUCGGCGGAGGAGUGCAGCUGGGCCGGCCUCUUCUCCUUCCAGGACCUGCGCGCCGUCCACCAGCAGCUGUGCUCGGUGAAUUCGGAGCUGGAGCCCUGCCUGCCGGUCUUCCCCGAGGAGCCUUCGGGCAUGUGGACGGUGCUCUUCGGGGCGCCGGAGCUGUCCGAGCAGGAGAUGGACGCCCUGUGCUACCAGCUGCAGGUCUACCUGGGCCACUGCCUCGACACCUGCGGGUGGAAGAUCCUGUCCCAGGUGCUCUUCACCGAAACCGACGACCCGGAGGAAUAUUACGAGAGCUUGAGCGAACUGCGGCAGAAGGGCUACGAAGAGGUGCUGCAGCGGGCCCGCAAGCGCAUCCAGGAGCUCCUGGAAAAACAUAAGAAUACAGAAAGCAUGGUAGAGCUGCUUGAGUUGUAUCAAAUGGAAGAUGAAGCAUAUGGUAGCCUUGCUGAAGCCACCACAGAACUCUAUCAGUACUUACUGCAGCCAUUCCGAGAUAUGAGGGAACUUGCAAUGCUCAGGCGACAGCAGAUAAAGAUUUCCAUAGAAAAUGAUUACUUAGGACCAAGAAGAAUUGAGAGUCUACAAAAAGAAGAUGCAGAUUGGCAGCGGAAGGCUCAUAUGGCUGUACUUUCUAUUCAAGACCUUACUGUGAAGUACUUUGAAAUAACAGCUAAAGCACAGAAAGCUGUAUAUGACCGAAUGCGAGCAGACCAGAAAAAGUUUGGCAAGGCUGCAUGGGCGGCAGCAGUGGAACGGAUGGAGAAACUUCAAUAUGCAGUUUCUAAGGAGACUCUGCAGCUGAUGAGAGCAAAAGAAAUAAGUUUGGAGCAGAAGAAACAUGCACUGAAAGAAGAGAUGCAGAGUUUACAAGGUGGCACAGAAGCCAUUGCACAUUUGGACCAACUAGAAGCUGAUUAUUAUGACCUGCAACUUCAGUUAUAUGAAGUGCAGUUUGAAAUCUUGAAGUGUGAAGAACUGCUGCUGACUGCUCAACUUGAAAGUAUCAAAAGACUUAUUUCAGAGAAAAGAGAUGAAGUAGUAUAUUACGAUACAUAUGAAAGUAUGGAGGCCAUGCUUGAAAAGGAAGAUAUGGCAACAUCUAUACACUUGCAAAGAGAAGAAUUACAGAAAUUGCAGCAGAAAGUCCGGCAACUAGAAGCAAGGCGUGGGCGAAUUUCAGCCAAGAAAGCCUACCUCAGAAAUAAAAAGGAGAUCUGCAUUGCAAAACAUAACGAAAAAUUCCUGCAGCACCUUCAAAGUGAAGGGCAGUCAAAUGCACAUCAUACGGGGAAGUUUGUGAGUUUGCAUUUGCAAGAUGAGGAAGAAACAAAAAGCUCAUGGGUUAGUCAAGAGCGGCAGAAAACACUGGAUAGACUUCGAACAUUUAAGCAGCGUUAUCCUGGUCAGGUAAUACUCAAAUCAACCAGACUCCGACUGGCCCACUCAAGAAGAAAAAGUAUAGCCAGUUCGGUAUCUUCUGCUGAUCAUCCCCUGUCUUUACCAAUAACCACACAGACUGAUGAGAGACCCCAAGAAGUGGGGCCAGAAAAAGUCACCCAACCCUUACAAAUCCAUGAGCCUAAGAAUUUAGUAGAAUAUGAAAAGACUUUUUUACCUCCCUAUGACGUUACCUCUGAAUUUUCUCAAACUACGUCUCUUCCGGCUGAACUGAAACCAGACGUAAUUGGUGAGGCACCACUUCCUCCUCCGCUCCCACCACCGCCACCACCUUUGCCCACCAAGGAACAAUCUACUCAGUGUUCUGAAAAAACCAGUAGCCCUGUUAAACAGGACAGCAUGGAGAAGCCAACCCUACUGAGCACCAUUGCACCAUCAGCUCAUUUCUUUGAUAGCAGUCAGUUAGUCAGUGCCAAGAAGAAGCUAAAGAAGACUGGUGAUUUAGAAGGACUGCAGAGGAGAAGAGUGAGUUCACCGAUGGAUGAGGUGUUGGCUUCUUUGAAGCGUGGAAGCUUCCAUCUGAGGAAGGUUGAGCAGAGAAACCUUCCUCCUUUCCCAGAUGAAGAUGACAGCAAUAACAUCCUAGCACAGAUAAGAAAAGGAGUGAAACUGAAGAAGGUGCAAAAGGACUUGAUGCGAGAGUCAUUCACAAUUUUGCCUGAUGAUGAUCCUUUGACACGCAGCAUCCAUGAAGCACUACGGCGAAUUAAGGAGGCAUCACCAGAGUCUGAAGACGAGGAGGAGAAUCUUCCUUGUACGGACUGGGAAAAUUAAGGUGCUAAGGAUUCCACAAGACACAGUUUUCCUUUCACUUCUGACCAUUCAGAAUCAGCAACUUCAGUCUGGGAAAGGCUUACUCUGACAAACAAUUUGAUAUGUAUAUGAGUCUCAAUACAUUUUUUUAAAUUCAUCGUAGAAGAUUGUGGUUGGACCAAACACUACCUUCUUUAGAUGUGCAUUUUGUGUAACACUGAGGAGAGUGAUCCCUUCAAGAUAUUUUCUAGUUCUUCACUCACUUUUUACAUUUGUGUGACAUACAGUCUAAGUAGCAGCUAUUGCAACAAAGUUUCUUCCUAAGUUUAACCAGGACAGGUAUGAAAACCAGUUCACUGAAGACUUUAAGAAACAAAUUACUACAUUCAUGUCAGCUUCUUACACAACAGCACAAUUACGUAAAGUUUAUCACUGUAUUUUUCAUGGAGGAGGUGGAUUUCAGAGAUAUUAUGCAUUUGUUAAUUACUCCAAAAAAAGAGAAAGAAAGUGCAAGAUAGUUUGAAAAUGAGAGGAGGUGGCUAUGCAGAGUAAUGGAAAGUAUCAUGGUGUGGAAGGCAUGUAUUUAAGAAUGUAUUUGUUUACAGCCUAAUACAUUUAAAAUGGUAUAUAUAAGAACCCUUUAGAAAGACAUGUAUACUGUAUACAUCAUAUAUUUUUAAAUUAGAUUUUUUCCCCCUUUGCUCUUAUGAAUAACAAUGUUUUAACUUCAGGGCUGAGUUAUAAUAAAGUUACAUAAAAUUUUAUUUAUAGAAGCAAUAUUUUGUAAUGACAAUUAUUAUAAUUAUUUUUGUCUUAGUUUGCCUGUCUUUGAUUAAUCUAAGAAACCUUUAUUUAAAGAGAAUGCAAAACUGAAAUAAGAUUUUACUUUUGUGAGAUUUGUAAUUUUUUUUCAGUUUUGUUGUUCCCUUUUAAUUGUUGGACAGAUCUGAAUUAUAUAACAGUCUGCUUAUUUGAAAAUACUUUUUCUUUUAACCCUGAUUGUAUAAUGGUGUAAUUGAGGCACAGCUUCCAGUACAGUGAAUAUCUAAAGCAACCUAAUCCCAAACAGCAUGACUCAUAGCUGCAGGCAGCUAGUUUUAUACUGAGCAGUAUUUCUGCACCAGGGUUAAUCUUGACCAUUUUAAAAUUCUGUGUUGGAUGGGAAUCUCCACUGUAGGAGAAUCUUGAGCUUACCCAGCUUUUUAUUUAAAACAGUUUGAUGUUUACUGAGCUUAAAAAACUAUGAUCCCUUAUCUUAGAAAAACGUGAUUCGCUAUACUCAUUCACUGUCCUGUUACAAGCAGAUUCCAUGAGUUUGUGUAUUAGAAAGAAUGCAUAUAAUAAUUCCUCUUACUUGUAUACAAAGAGGUUAAAUAUCUUGCCCUUU